UACAUCCUAGGUCUCUGGUCUGGCCAAGAUACAUCUUCUUACCAGUGUUGCUCAGGCCCACAGCCUUUAAGGCUAGGAUAACCACUUGCACAUAUUAAUACAGGACUAAGCAGUCUUGGCUGAAGCUAAAGGAAUUCACAAGGCUUGAACACAGUUAGUUACAAUAAGGAUUUUCCCAGCGCCGCGGGGGCUCUGACCCCGGGCCGGUCUGCCCCGGCCCAGGCGCGCUGCAGCACUUGUCCAAACAGGGAGGUGGGAAGCGGCUGCGGCGGGUGCAGAACUCAUUACCCGGGAGCUCAGCAGAUAAUGCGGCCCUGGAGGGGGCCGGGCAGCGGGGAGGGGCCGAGCCUGGCCCGGGCCAUAGGGUGCACAUCUCCCACCAGAUACCCCUGCGCCCCCAGAGCGGGCCUGGGUGCUGGCAUGGGGUUGGCACUGGUGGCCUCGGGUGGGUGGGGUCAGCGCUGGGCACUGCUCGGAUGUGCACGCACGGUUUGGGGGUCCUGAGUCCCAGCUGUAUCCCCUCAGCUGUGCCCCCAGCUGAGUGGGGAUCCUGUGCCCCUCAUGUUCCCAAGGUUUGCACACCCCGUUUGGGGGGUCCUGCACCCCGCUGUACCAGCGGGCUGUGCACACCAGCUCGGGGGUCCUGUGCCCCGGGUGUACCCCCCGACCAGGCUGUGCACACCAGCUCUGGGAGCCCGUGCCGUGCCAUGCCCGUGUCCCCUCGCUCCCUGAUGGAUUUUCCGUCCCUCGGCGGGGCCGUUUCCCGGGAAACCUUCACACCCGCCGGCCCCAACACCUGCGGGGCCUGGGAACGCGCCGGGGGGGCUCCUCCCAGCCCCGGCCUCGACCCCCGCCGCCCGUGGGGCUCCCCUGCCGCCACUGCCAGCACGGGCAGCCCAGAGGGGUCCCUCAGGGGCACUGGCACCCCCAAACCGGGUGGGGGGUGUCCCACAAAGCCGCAGGGACAGCUUCCUGUCUGGGGUCCUGCUGCAGGGGGAGACACGGGAACACGCCCCAGCAGACCCACGGCAAACUCCACUGGAGCCCCAUCAGAGCCCCACUGCUCCCCCACUGCUGCCCCACCGCAGCCCGUGCUGCGGCCCGACUGCAGCUCCCGCAGCAGACCUGCCGAGCCCCCGGGCAGCUCCCGUGUGGGUCCCAGCCCCGUCCCCAGCCCGGCGCGGGGCCGAGGAGCAGCACCGAGCAGCUUCACACCUCUGGGGUGAAAUUCGUCACCCCGUGUUCACAGCCGCGGCCCCCGGCCCCCCCAGACCCCCGGCCUUUGAAGUGCUGCUCCUGCAGCCUCUUCACACCUCCGGCCCGGCAUAAAGCCGCGGCGCCCGGGAGCCGCUGGCACACAGGUCCCAGCCUCCGGCGCUGCCAUGGCCCACGGCCACACGCUGCCCGCCACCGCCCCUCUGCAGGACUGGGCUGACCGCGGCCCCCCGGACCCGCUGGGCUACAGCAGCAGCUCUCCCGCAGCGUCGCCCGACUCCUGCGGGCUCGCGUCCCCCGCCGCCGCUCGGGGGCCCUGCCGCGGGCACGCCGCCCCCCGCCCCAGGGGCAGGAAGGGGCUGCGGGGCGGCGGGGGCGCGGGGGUCCCGCGGCAGAGCGCCAGCGAGCGGGAGAAGCUGCGGAUGCGGCGGCUGGCGCAGGCCCUGCUGCGGCUGCGGCAUUACCUGCCGCCCGCGCUGGCGCCCGCCGGGCAGACCCUCACCAAGAUCGAGACCCUGCGCCUCGCCACCCGCUACAUCGCCCACCUCUCCGCCCUGCUGGGGCUCAGCCGGGGAGCGCCGGCCCCCCGGCACUGCCCCCUCUGCCCCCGGGGCCUGGGCUGCUGCCAGGACACAGAGCCCCGCGAUGCUUCGCCACCCGGCGCUGCGGGCUGGGGGUCACCUCCCAUGGCGGGGACGCUCCCGGAGCUGCACGGGGCUCCCGGCGCGGGGCCGGGUGCCUGGGGGUCACCUCUCUGCAGCCCUGCUGCGGGCACUGCCCCAGAGGUGUUUGGGGCUCCGGAGAUGGGCUUAGAGACCUGGGGGUCGCCCCCCUACAUCCCUGCUGCAGGGACCCUCCCAGAUGUACUUGGAGGUCCGAACAUCGGGAUGGAGACCUGGGGGUCUCCUUCUUACAUCCCUGCAACCAGAACCCCCCCAGAGAUGCUUGGGGUUUCCAACAUCAAGACGGAGACUUGGGGACCCCACCCCUACAUGCCUGCAGUGGGGACCUCCUCAGGGCUGAACAGGGCUGUCACCUCCACUGCGUCUCCCUGGCUGACCCCUCCCCACUCUGCGGGGGCUGGGACCCCCCCGGAUCCCCCUGGUGAUGUCCUGGACAUGGGACUGGCGGUGUCAGAGUUCGUGGGCACAGGAACAGUCACCCAGGACCUCUCUGCGGACCUGCUCUCACUGCUGGAGGCUCUGUUCCCACCGGAGCCCCGGCACUGACCCAGAGGAGUCGCCGGGCCUGGAGCACCCACGGCCCCCAAUGCCUGUGUGGACACUGCAGCCCCCGGCAGAGCUGCAGGAAAAGCUGCCCCGCCAGCCUGGAGCCGUGCUGGACGCGCUGGGUGGCGGCGGCUGGAUGUGA
Molecule: messenger RNA, 2586 nt
Organism: Prinia subflava (tawny-flanked prinia)
Lineage: Eukaryota; Metazoa; Chordata; Aves; Passeriformes; Cisticolidae
Product: mesoderm posterior protein 1-like
Exons: 2
Coding region: 1383-2444 (353 amino acids)
Biological process (GO): heart morphogenesis; mesoderm formation; somite rostral/caudal axis specification
Cellular component (GO): nucleus
Molecular function (GO): RNA polymerase II cis-regulatory region sequence-specific DNA binding; protein dimerization activity; DNA-binding transcription factor activity, RNA polymerase II-specific
Source: RefSeq, a predicted model, not a curated record